This is a messenger RNA of Paramuricea clavata, 5703 nucleotides long. NCBI's taxonomy places the organism in Eukaryota, Metazoa, Cnidaria, Anthozoa, Malacalcyonacea, Plexauridae. The record is from the annotation of a GenBank genome assembly.
AUGAGCGAAAAACUUUCACGAUUAAAGGCAAUACGAGGCGGUCACCGCAGCGUCGUUACAAAACACGAAAAGGAAGCUACAACGAUAAUAACGGACGAGAUUAUAACGAAAGACGAUGUGUCACGAAUCCAAGUCAUCCAAUGUUUGUUAGCGGAAAAACUGAAGACAUUAAAUACGAUAGAUCAAGAUGUUUUGACCCUUUGUUCAGAGGCAGAAAUCGAAAAAGAAAUCGAAGAUUCCGAAGCAAUAGUCGCACGAAUAAUGGGCGUAAACAAUGCCAUCGCGGAGAGAAUAAAACAAUACGAACAGCCGAGUCAAGUAGUAACAGGUGAGUCGAUUAUCUCACAAAUUUCGAUGCAUAAUAUGGCUACUGGCGUUACAAGUAGUGUAGAAUCGAAGCCAGCGAAACCAAAAUUACCGAAACUAAAUUUGCCCAAAUUCAAAGGGGACGUGACUUCUUUCACGACAUUUUGGGAAAUUUUCGAAAGCGCUAUUGAUAAAAACGAGGGAUUAGCUGACAUUGACAAAUUUAAUUAUUUACACUCGCUAUUAGAAGGACCGGCCUCUAGGGCAAUACAGGGACUUGCCUUGACGUCUGCGAAUUAUAAAACGUCUAUUGAAAUAUUAAAACAAAGAUUUGGCCGACCCCAACAAAUAAUAUCAUCACACAUGGACGAACUAUUAAAGGUUCCAAUUUGUUCUGACGACAAGGCUUCAUCUAUGCGUUUAGUAUACGACCGAAUUAACACUAAUAUAAGAGGAUUGGAGUCAAUAGGCAUUAAAUCAGAUCAAUAUGGGAGUCUUUUAAUCCCAGUAAUAAUGUCAAAAUUACCGAGCGAAAUUCGAUUGAUUAUAGCGAGAAAAUCGGAACAUGACGUGUGGAAAAUUGACGAUUUAAUGAAAACCAUCCUUAGCGAAGUGGAAGCACGAGAAAUUAGCGAACGAGUUAAAACAACAAAUGAAAGAAAAUCGAACUUUCCAAAUAAUCGUAGUCCAAACCAAUACCGAAAUAAUAACCCAGGUACCUCGUCAGCGUUGUAUAGUCGCGAGGGAGACAAUACGUAUAAUUCAAAUAAAAUUCGAUGUGCUUAUUGUCAUGAUUUCCAUUUCUCCGCCUCAUGUGAAAAGAUAAAGGAUCCCAAACAACGAAAGGAAAUUUUAAGAAAAGAAGGACGGUGUUUUGUUUGUUUACGAAUCGGACAUAGAGGAUCAGAGUGUCAAAGAACAUGUCGAAGGUGCAAUGGCAAACAUCAUCAGUCAAUUUGUAUGAAAUCCACUGACAAGAAUACAAGCAACCAACAAUCUCGGGAACAGGAGAAUUCAAAGAAAGAUCAAGCUUGGGAAAGAAACAAGGAAUUGCAUAAGCCAAAUGCGACAGAGAAGGAUGCUGAAUCAACUGAAGAAGUCAAGACAACGACCACAACUGACCAACGGAGGUCUUCAGUUUUACUUCAAACGGCAACUGCAUAUGCUUACAACAACGCCAAUUCAAAACGAACCAAAAUACGGAUGCUGUUUGAUUCAGGAAGUCAACGUUCCUAUAUAACGAAUGAACUGAAAGAAAAACUGGAUCUCAAACCGAUAAAGCAAGAAACCCUGCAUUUGAACACCUUUGGAGAGGAAGGAUUCAAACGACAAAAAUGUGAUAUGUUCUCUCUGCAAUUGCAGGGAGAGGACGGUGAAUUAGACAUUGAAUUAUCAGCCUUGGCAUUUCCAGUCAUUUGUUCCCCUGUGUCAACAAGAAUUAACAUUCAAGAAUUUCCCCAUUUAGACGGACUGCAGUUUGCUGAUAACUUGGACGGAGAAGAUCAACCGAUUGACAUGCUCUUGGGAGCUGACUACUAUUACAAGAUAGUCACAGGUGAAGUUAUCAAAAGCGAUACUGGUCCAACAGCUGUGGGAAGUAAGCUGGGAUGGCUACUUCUUGGUCCUACGUCGACAACAACAUCAUUACACACUAUGUCACACCUUGUUAUUGAUGGACGGAGAGAAAUGUUAUUCGAAGAGAAAGGAAAUGACGAAUUAGUUAGUAAUUUAAAACGAUUUUGGGAUUUGGAGUCAUUAGGGAUUGUGCAAAGAGAUGAAGGUUCAGUUUCCACUGAUAUUUUACGAGACAUAACAUUUAAUGGAAAACGCUAUGAAGUGGGCUUGCCCUGGAAAGAGGAGGUAUUUUCCCUCUCUAAUGAUUACGAGUUAUCUUACAAUCGCCUUACUUCAUUGGUGAAUCGUUUAAAGCAAGACCCAACUUUACUCAAGGAGUAUAAUUCUAUUAUUGAGGAACAAAUUGAGCAAGGUAUCGUGGAAAGAGUUCCUGUCGAAAAAGAAGACAAUUCUGCAACACAUUAUAUACCUCAUCAUGGGGUUAUUCGAAAUGAUCGAGAUACAACAAAGCUUCGUAUAGUUUUUGAUGGCAGUGCCAAAGAAAGGAAUAACGAACAGUCCUUGAAUGAUCAUUUGUUGAACGGACCAAAUUUCAUACCUCCAAUAUUCGACGUCCUUGUUAAAUUCAGAUCACACGCCAUUGGACUAACUGCUGAUAUCGAAAAAGCGUUUCUCCAAAUUGAGAUCAAGGAAUCAGAUCGAGACAAGCUUCGGUUCUUGUGGAUUAAAGAUAUUAAUUCAAACGAGUUAAAGGUGCAACAAUUACGAUUUUGCCGCCUUGUUUUUGGUCUCAAACCAAGUCCAUCAAUCUUAGGUGGUACAGUUCUUCAUCAUAUAUCCAAGUACCAAGAAACUGAGCCUGAAAUUGUUGAAGUUUUAAAGGAUCUAUACGUCGACGACCUUCCAACUGGUGCACCGGAUGAUGGGACUGCUUUCGAAAUUUACCAGAAAUCAAAACAAAUCAUGAAAGAAGGGGGAUUCAAUUUGCGAAAAUGGAAAUCCAGCUCUAAGGAACUGUCGGAAAGAAUAAAUGAAUGUGAAAGGGUCAACGAGUUAACAACUGAAGCGAAGGAAUGUUCGAGUCCAACAGAAAAUGUUAGUGUGUCCCAAGACAACCAAACGUAUGUGAAAUCGACGAUCGGCCCACAACUUCCUGACGACAGCAAGGCAAAGAUUCUCGGAGUCAACUGGAACGUAGAAACCGACAGUCUGUAUUACGAAUUUAAUGAAAUUCAACGUUAUGCUCGCACUUUACCUCCGACGAAACGAACUGUUUUAAAGCUAGUUGCCAAGAUAUUCGAUCCGUUGGGACUUUUAAGUGCAUUCACUAUUAAAUUAAAGAUGAUGUUCCAGUCUAUGUGUAAGGAUAAGACAGAUUGGGAUGAAGAAUUACGCGGCGAGAUGCGUGUAUUUUACGAUGAACUUGUUAAUGAAUUAACCCAUCUUAAUGGUGUUUCUGUUCCAAGAUGCUAUUUUUCUCGAAGUUCCAAUAUCAGAGAUUAUCAAUUGCAUGGAUUUUCAGAUGCAAGUGAGAAAGCUUACGCCGCUGUUGUGUAUUUACGAACGAAGUACGAUGAUGAACACGUAGAUGUAAACCUAGUCGCCUCAAAGAGCAGAGUUGCUCCAAUCAAACAACAAACAAUACCUCGCCUAGAACUUUUGGGGGCUACAAUUUUAGCUCGCCUCGUUGAAAACAUUUCAUCCUCUCUCAUGCCUACUUUAGGUAAACUAGAGAAAUUCUAUUGGGUUGAUUCCUCUGCAGUUCUUUGUUGGAUAAAGAACAAUAAACCCUGGAAACAAUUCGUCCAACACCGAGUGCAAGAAAUUAGAAAGUCUUCGUCUAAAGACGCCUGGCGAUUUUGUCCUGGAUCAAAGAAUCCGGCCGAUUUGCCAUCUCGAGGGACUACAGGAACAGAUUUGAAGUCGAACGAAGCCUGGUGGAAAGGGCCUGAAUUUCUGCAACGUCCUGAAGAAGAAUGGCCAAAUGACUUGGCUUGUGAGAACACUGAUCCAAUUGCAAUCGCAGAAGUUACGAAACACAAAACUGCUGUUAUUCAUAGUUUAGCCAACCAAGCGAAGCCGUUAAAUUCAGACAUCAGUAUUGUUAUUGACUGUCAGCGCUUCAGUACUAAAAAGAGAUUAUUGAGAACAACUGCCUACUUAUUACGAUUCGUUAAGUUUUUACGCAAAGAGAAAAUUCAAAGAGAAAAAGUUAUGGAAAGAGAAAACGCAGAGACAGCUGAAAAGGAUAGAACGUCCGAACUGUCAACACUCGAACUGAGACAAGCAGAAGAAUUAUGGAUUCAAGCAGUUCAAAGAAAUUCAUUUGAGGAAGAACUUAAGUUUUUAUCGAGUAACAAAGUUUCGACACCUCCGACUUACGUUUCACAGUUUGGAUUAUAUGUUGAUGAGCAAUCGUUGAUUAGAUGUGCUGGACGAAUAAAGAAUGCCCAUCUCCCAAACUCGAGCAAAUGUCCGGUUUUGCUGCCGAAGAACCACCACUUUACCAAUUUAGUCAUACAAGAAGUCCAUCAUCGAACAAGUCACAGCGGUAUAAAUCAAACUCUUUCGUCGUUGCGUGAGCAAUUUUGGAUCAUUCGGGGAAGGGAGAUCGUCAAGAAGAACGUUCGAAGAUGUGUAGUCUGUAAAAGAAACGAAGGUCGACCUUAUAACCCUCAAGUACGACCAGAUUUACCCAGUUUUAGAGUUGAUGAAGCACCGCCAUUUGCGCACACUGGUCUAGACUUCUUAGGGCCUCUGUAUGUCUCGAAGAAGAGCGACGCACAAGAUGCAAUUUCAUCUGAAAAGACGUACGUUUGUUUAUAUACUUGUGCCUCUACAAGAGCAAUUCAUCUCGAACUUACACCCGACCUUACGGUGCCAUCGUUCUUGAGAAGCUUUCGAAGAUUUGUCAGUCGAUUCGGAUUACCUGCAACCUUAAUAUCAGAUAACGCCAAAACGUUCACGUCGGCGUCACGCGAAGUAAAGAACGUUAUUAGAUCGGUCGAAGUUCAACGUCAUCUUACAAAUCAAGGAGUUAACUGGCAAUUUAUCGUUGAACGUGCCCCUUGGUGGGGCGGGUUUUGGGAACGUAUGGUACGAACUGUAAAGGGAGUUCUCAAAAAGGUCAUUGGUCGUUCGAGCCUUAAUUAUGAUGAACUGUAUACCAUUCUUACUGAAGUCGAAUCUAUCGUGAAUGAUCGCCCGAUAACGUAUGUAUAUGACGACGUGGAGUCAAUAUCAUAUGCAUUGUCACCAUCCCAGUUAGUGUAUGGUCGAAGACUCGCGAGCACGCCAAACAGCGCUCAUUUUGAGUCCGUUAGUACGUGUAGCAGUUUAACAAGACGAGCGAAGCACCACAGAAGAAUUCUAGAACAUUUUGUAAACCGUUGGCGUCGAGAAUACCUAUUGAGUUUACGUGAAAAGUCAAGAGUAAAUGCAAACCGACAGAAUAUCGCAGCCAUUUCCGUGGGUGAUAUCGUGAUUAUUAUGAACGAAAAAACAAAACAACAAUUCUGGAAAUUGGCCAGAGUGGAAGAUCUUUUACCAGGUCAAGAUGGAGUAGUUCGAGCAGCAAGAGUAAGAGUAGCGUGUAGUGAAGGCAAACCAAACGUUCUCCGACGUUCAAUUGAGCAACUUAUUCCUCUUGAAGUUACCGAAAGAUUGGAAGAAACGGAAGGGGAAGCAGACGAAGGGGAAGACAAGGAACCCGAGCAAGAAACAAAGGAACUUAAUAAAAAUGAACACUCACGACCGCGCAGAGAAGCAGCGAGAGCUAGCGAAACGAGAAGAAAGGAAUUAGUAAAAAAUAAACUUCUUUAA